This is a messenger RNA of Klebsormidium nitens, 2585 nucleotides long. The record is from the annotation of a GenBank genome assembly. NCBI's taxonomy places the organism in Eukaryota, Viridiplantae, Streptophyta, Klebsormidiophyceae, Klebsormidiales, Klebsormidiaceae.
GUUCUCCUGCUCAUGUGAUUGCUUGUUAAGCGUCUUCACAGUGCUCACAAAACUGGAAAGCCAUCCGGGCGGCAGCAUUGCAUUUCAGGCAGUUCUGCAGGACAUGCAAGGGGAAUACUCUGUGUUGUAAUUCACUAGGACUGAAAUAGGCGCAGCCGACGUCGAGCUCAGGAUUGACAGAGUAGGUAAAACGACCAGUCCACUAGGCAAAAUGGCUGGUCAGUUUCAAAGGGAGGGCGGGGAAAACAUUCUUGAAAGAGAACAAAACAGUGCGGACCUAAUGGAAGCCCUGAGCCGAGUGAUGCACCUCAGUCGGCCUUCUGAACGGCACCAGCACCGCAAAGUGGAGGAGCGCAGAAAAGUACCAUUGCACGCCAAGCUCGUCGAGGAUGUGAUAAGUAGCGCCUCUCGGACGUGGUCCAAAGUCCAGCAUUGUUUAGAGUCGGAGCAGCGACGGACUCGGUAUGGGAGACAUGCAAACUUUGCGUCGAUAAGCGGUGCACUGGGGACGGAAGCCGGAAUUGGCGGGGCGGCUGCUGGGGUCGUCAGUAAAGGGGCUGGCCAGACUCCCAAAGAACCAGGCCUUUCGGGGCUGAGAGAGAAUCUCGAUGAGAGUGGUGCCGUGGAGAAGCCUGAGUGGACGAGCGAGCAGCAGAAGAGAGGGCGGGAAGGCCGGUUCCUGAUCCACGAAGUGCAGAUUUUGGACUCCGAGGGGAAUGAUCUAGAAAUGGACCACCCGGAGCUCAAGUCGCUCAUCCAAAAGACGAUGAAGAUAUCAAACCGGCCGGGCUUUGCAUUCAACGUGAAGGAGGUUCAUGAGGACAUUGACCGGCUGGGGCGCCUCGGCGUGUUUGAGAACGUGGUGCCCUAUACCAAGGAUACCAGGGACGGCGUUGUGCUCCAGUUGCAUAUUGCGCCUCAUCCGGUUGUGAGGAAGGUGGUGGUCAAAGGUUCCGACGUCCUGCCAACAAGCCUGAUACAGAAAGAGACAAAGCCCCUCAUAAAUAAGGUCCUGAACAUGAACGAGCUGUAUGAGGUCAUCGACCGCUUCAAGACGUGGUACAUUGACAAGAAGUUCUUUGCGGCUGUCAAGCCCGAGACUUUAGACCCGGACGGCACGCUCACACUGACGGCGCAUGAGCCCAGGCUGCGGCGGAUCGACGUCAAGGUGCAGAGUGGAGACAACCCCGACAAGGUGGGGGGCUACACGAAAAUGUCGACGAUCAAGCGCAACCUGAUCCUGAAGGAGGGCCAGCUGAUGAACGGGGAGACCCUGCGCGAGAACAAGCAGCUGCUGCACUCCAUGGGCAUCUUUGCGGACGUCAACAUCAUCCCGACCGAGGUCUUCGACGGGGAGAAUGGCGAGCCUGAUGCGGUGUUCCCUUGGGAGGGCGAGGGCAUCCCGGGGGGGUACCAGCUGGCGCUGCGCGAGCGCUACAACGGCAAGAACAACCGGGGCUCGGUACAGGUGGCGGGGGGGCUCAACGGGGCGGGCGGCGACUUUCUGUCGGGCCUUUCCUUCUCUUCGGCGUGGUCCCACUCCAACCUGUUCGGCGAGGGCAAGCGGUUGCGGCUAGAGGGCGAGAAGGGCGCGGGCAUCUUUAAGUGCGAACUCGACUACCUGGACCCCUGGCUCGACGGUGACAACAAGCGCACGGGGCGCAGGAUACAAAUACGGAAUCUGAAGACGGUGGACCACAUACACUGUCCCAAGCCGGAGGACAUGGCGGGCGACCCGGGGCGGACGGGGGGCAGUCCCGCAAUUGCCAAGCGGCUGGCGUGCAUUGAGUACUCGCGGCCGCUGCGGCCAGAGUGGUUGGGGCGGGCGGGUAUCCAGUAUCAGAGCGCCACCCUGAAGGACGACUUUGGGGAGACGCAGCUGUUGGACAUGUACGGCAGCCCGCUCACCUUCAGCGGAAAGCCGCGGGAUGAUGCCUUGGUGGUGUAUGGUAACCUCUCGUGGAACACACAGUUGUUUCUGAGCAUGAAGCAGGGGCUUCCCAUCGCGCCCAAUUGGCUGUGCUUCAACGAGAUGACGGCCAACUGGAAGAAGGGCCUCGUUGUAAACGACUACCUUGAGCUGCAGGCUAGGCUGCAAGCGGGUACCGUAGUGGGCGAUCUGGCGCCGUACGACGCUUUUGAGCUGGGCGGGACGGGCUCGGUCCGGGGCUGGCAGGACGGAGAACUGGGGACCAGCAAGUCGCACGUGUCGGGGAGCCUAGAAGCGAUCAUCCCCGUUAAGCCAAACCUGUUGGAGGGCGUCCUUUUCGUUGACGCUGCCACGGACUUCGGCUCAGGAAAACAUGUGCUAGGGGAUCCUGCCGGGGUACGAGGCCGGCCAGGCAAGGGGUACGGUUUCGGCGGAGGCGUUCGGGUGAUGUCACCGAUUGGACCGAUCCGGUUAGAGUACGGAGUGAAUGAUAGGCUUCAGGGGCGAUAUCAUUUUGGACUGGGCUAGAACUGUGAUGGUUUCUAAGCAAGACGGGAUUCAAUGCGUCCACUGCGAGAACCUAGUGACUAGAGGACUUGAAGAAACUUCGGGUUGUUUGCUUGAUUCCCUUUCAUCACCUGCUUCAAGCGCUGAG